AUGGCAUCAUCACAAGCACGCCAGCCUCCCCAAGCAGCAGCUUCAAGCCAUCCACGCAGCGAAGAAUGGUGUCGCAUUCUCAUACCGGUCCCCAAUCACGACGAAUUCUUCACAAUUGAAGAACUAAACACCCGCCAUACCCACGAUGUCCUCGCUCAUUGUCAGGGGCUCUUUGAGACGUACCAAGACACAGGAGAUGCAUCAUGGCUAGAAAAGCGCCGCCUAACACUCCAACAAUGGCUGAUCCGAUUUGACGCGAUGAGUGUACAUCUAGAACAGUGCAAGAACGCUGUCCAAACGGCUCUGGAGCUAUCAGGGCCAGAUGAACCGGCCGAUACUUAUACAUCGCCUGGAGCUCCUCCUCGUCAGGCAGCAAUUGAGAAGCCCGCAACUCCUCCCCCUUCCCAGAGUAGGGCCACACGACGAAGACUGCAGCAAGUUGGCUCGACUCCGAUCAAACAAGAAAAGGGAGGCUUGUUGACGCCCCAGAGCUACUUGGAACAGAAGAUCGAGGCUACUUGGCAUCGAUACAACUGGAACCUCCAAUUCACCCUCACGUACAACGGGUUUGAUGCCGACCCUCCUGACUGGUACUUUGCGCGACAGGAACACGGGCAGUGGGUUGGGAGCGGCUUGCGAUGGGAAUUUGACGGAGUGAAGGUCAAGAAGUACCUUGUUCUAUCUACACCACGCAACCUCACCAUCGUGCACCACGCGCUGAAUUUCCUACGAGAUUACAAGGAGAAGCUUGAAGAUGGUCGUGCCGUGCCCAGCGACAACCGCCAGGACGAGCCACUACAGCUCAUGGUUAUCGAAGCCGGAUCGAACCGACAGGUUUUCGCCUCGGGUCGCAUCCUCCUGCGCGACAUCGACAUCCAAGGCAACGAGGAGAUCCGAAGCCCCAUGUCGGGCGAGAUCAUUGAUCCGCAAGACACCAGCUCUAACGAUUUGAUCUUCCCCGUCGAGGAGAGGACCCUGCGGGAUAUUUAUAACCUCCACGAAGACAUAGCAGCCGAGAUUGACGCACGCGAUGAAGCGGCCGAAGCAGCGCGCCGGGAUGAUGGGGAAGAUACCCCCACUCCCACUCCCACCUAACCGGGCGUUAAAGCUCGAUUGCUCGGCACAGGAGAUUACGUAUUAUACGUCAAGGGGAACUGUUGUGGCUGAUGUUUCAAUGUUCGACUUGUUCUAAGGAAACACCAGCACGAUUGCUGAGUGCGCAUGUGUGUUUUGUUUUGCGUUCCGUAGCCAAUCCCCAAGAGGGUGUAUUUCGGCGAAAGCAGAGAGUUGAACUAAAUGGUUCUUCGUCCCUACCUUUGGUACUUAUGUUAUUAUGUUUUCGUGCAAACCCAUACUGUAAUACUAAUUUCUGCAUUUCCUGAUGUUUAGUUUCCGGAACGUUAAUAAAAAUAUGUUGAUUUUAGAACCGUCUAUCGCUCUGACUUACACGAC
Daldinia decipiens is the source of this 1452-nucleotide messenger RNA. RefSeq lists its product as uncharacterized. The record is from RefSeq and is a predicted model, not a curated record. The coding region runs from base 1 to 1095 and encodes 364 amino acids. Lineage: Eukaryota; Fungi; Ascomycota; Sordariomycetes; Xylariales; Hypoxylaceae. The transcript has 3 exons.